AUGGUGAAGCUACAUAAUUGUCUAGUGGAAAUCACCAAUGAGACGCAAUUCCCUAUGACGUAUGUGCUGGAUUGGUAUGACAGUGGACGAGUCGCGGAUGGUUUCACAUGGCCUCCGACUAUUAACGCAAACGAUCAUCAAACAGUCCUCAGCUAUGAAAGAGACGACGCUUUGGCAGGAUGUUCAGGGUACGUUACCUAUAACAUGAACGACACCGAAGUCACAAUUGCCUUCUCCAAUCCAGAUAUAGGAUUCAAUAAGCUUGGAGUGGGGACCGGAGGAAAGGAGGUCUGGGAUGAGAUGGAAAGCCAUGAUUACGAGGAUUUUACUCAAACCAUAGUUUGCGAUAAUGGGGUGAUUUUGUUGUGCUACUGCAAGUGCACCGGUGGAACAACCAACACUUGUACUGUCAACCUGACUCGAAUAAAACAAUAGAGAAUGUUCACGGACGUAAAUAGGGAGUUUUUAUUAGGGAGCUUAAGCAACAACGUUUUUGAGCGACGCACGUCAACCGGAAGUGGCCUUUUUUCAUUUUUUGACGGUGGUUUCGCGCAAAUUUUCAGUCAAAUCGCCGCUAUAACAGUAAAGAAGCUAAGGAAUACAAAUUUUAUAUCAUCAAGGCAUGUUAAGAGGGAAAAUACCUCACUUCCGGUUGACGUGCGUCGCUCAAAAACGUCGCUGCUUAAGCUCCCUAUUGGAUCAACAACGGCGACGGUAGCGAGAACGACAAAACAACAACUUGCUUUGUACGUGUAUAACGCUUUUUGUUCAUUUCUUUGCUGUCGUUGCGCGACUACUACGUGAAACUUCUCAAAUCAACGUUUUAUGAAGGACGUGAACACAAGAAAACGACUUAUUUUUCUUUUUCCUAACUUAGAUAAAACCUUUAGAGUUCAACUUCAGAAAAACUGGCCAACAUUUGACACUGAAAUAAUAGGAGACAAGGGCACCCAACGGCAAUUUUCGGGAAAAUAUCUGUUCGGAAGACGAUUUGAGAACUAGAAUUUUCGGAACAUUUUUUGCAAAAUUUCUUGCUUGCCUGCCUCUCCUAGGAUUUUCGAAGAUCUACAAAAUGGUAUAAUUACCCAUUUUAAACGGAUAUUUACCCUAAAAAAGGCCACCUAGAAUUUUCGGGAGCCUUUUCCUGGCUGAAAUUUUCGAAAAGGUAAGUUUUGAUCCCUAUAAUUUUCGGAUCACUAGACUUUCAGCUAGGAAAUCCGAACAGAUGAAAAGUUUUUAGGGGAUAAAAAUAUGCCUAUAUCUACCGUUUAAAUACUGAAAUACGUUCAACAAUGCUAUGUUAAGUGGUUUUGAACUAUAUCCUCGUUGGGUGCCCCUGAGGAGAUGGAAUAAUAGCGAAGAAGCCAAAGCAGCGGGAAUUCACUCUUUGUGUGACGUUUUCGCUGCCAUCGCCGUUGUAGAUGCUAAAGCUCCGCCAUUUUGGGCAACACCAAUAGACCUUUGUACAUUUUCGAACAUUUUAGUUGCAUUUGUCUUGAAACAUAUGUUUUUCUCAUUGUGUAAAAAAUUAAAACAAUUUUUCAUGAGAAAAUGACGACUUGAACUCGAAAUUCCAAAAAAAUAGUGAAAUCUUUUCGCGCCUUAAUACACAGCCCUAUACAUGUAAAAAGUGUUACGAAGUCAUUGUUGUUAGUUUUGUUUUUGAGAUUGGUAUUUUUAAGCUUUCUCUUAUGUUUAGGGUAUCCGAAUGAUUAUUUUGUAGCACGUGCUAGUUUAUUAAUAAACAGUUGAUAAUCCAAUGAAAUUCAAUGUAUAGCCCACAUGGUUAUAGUUCCUAACUUUUUGAAAAGUAUCGUCUAUUUGAAGGAUUUAAUUUGUUAAAAUUAGUUGUAGUUCUUUGAAGUAGGCAUGUUCAGGGAUAAUUGAAAGCUGACCUUGAGUUUUACCUACGCCGUUUUACCGCUAGCAUUCAAUUGGUUCUUUGGUACUUGUCAAUGCAGAAAAUCAGUUAGUCAGUAAUCGUUUGAACGAGUUAGAUCAAAAUUGACCGAUGUCUUGCGUUAUUAUAGGUUUGGUUAUCGUUGCGAUUCUUUUGUUUUUAUGCUUGUUUAUAGGAAAAUGGAUCCUGAACCGCCGCAUUCGUUUUAUAGCAAAGUAUAUUGGUGUCUUCUGUUUCCAAAUGAAAGGUGCAGCUGUAUUUGACUAGACUGUACUGCGCUGCAAUCACAUUGUAGGCAUAGAAUGUUUCAAGAAACUCAAAGCAAAGCGUAGCUGUCCGUGCGGAGCUACUUUCCUCACAGAGCGCAUAUGAUUAUAUAGUAAUGCACACCCACUCUGGUCAAAUGGCAGCGGAGGAGAUGCAGUAAACUCAUUAUGUUUCGUCGCAAUAGUUUUUUUUUAACCAUCAACAUUAUUUUGCAUUAUUAAACUAGUUAA
This is a messenger RNA of Porites lobata, 2397 nucleotides long. NCBI's taxonomy places the organism in Eukaryota, Metazoa, Cnidaria, Anthozoa, Scleractinia, Poritidae. The record is from the annotation of a GenBank genome assembly.